This is a messenger RNA of Closterium sp. NIES-65, 6852 nucleotides long. The record is from the annotation of a GenBank genome assembly. Lineage: Eukaryota; Viridiplantae; Streptophyta; Zygnematophyceae; Desmidiales; Closteriaceae.
AUUGCAGAUCUAGCAGGACCCGAGGCGAAUCAGCUUAUUCUUCGUUCCUGUCUGGACGUUCUCUUUAGCGACGACCAAGGCGGUCAGAGCGUGGAAUUGAAGCAUCACCUGUUAGCAUCCACGUUAGAGUGCCUUUCUCGUAGAUCCGAUUUUCCGACAACCGUAGCUCGAGCUUUAGGUAAUUUCUCCGAACCUUACAAGGGUUUCUUGAAGAUAUCGCUCGCGAUUAUUAGUCUUCCUGUCGCUGUUCAGCUCCGCUUAGGCGUUGGUCUCGCUGACGUUGGUUCUCCAUUUUGGAAGGAAGAAGCUCUUGACUUAAUCGACUGCGUGAUUGGCGGAUUGCCUGAAGCCGAGGUUUCUGCACUACCAGGCGAUUUGUUCUGGAGCGUCUUUCUCACGUGUUCGUCUUAUCCGAAGCUCAAGGAGCACUCUCUCAUCUUGGAGGAAUCGCUCUGCUGGCGUCUUACCAGGGAUCCGUUCCCGAUUUACCUCCUUCCGUUCCUAGAAAGGAGCGGUUCGCUCGGGAAAGAUUUCGUUGACCUGCCUCGGGAUUGGUCCGCCUUCGUCAAUUCCAUCAUGGCUUCAUCUUCCGCGUCCGCUUCCGGUUCCGGUUCCGCCUCCGGCUCCAAGGCGAAAGACAUGGCGACGGCGAUGGAGGAGCUAGGGUUUGGCUGCACCGACACGGUGGAGCACUGCAAGGCCGUGCUCAAGGAGCACAGCGCCGGCAGCAGCAUCAGCGAAGCGGACGUUGCGCGGGUCAUGGGAGUGGUGGCGAAGGGUUCCGUGGAAACUCGUGGCGGGGGUGGCGGCGCUGGGCCGCUCACGUUCUGGAACGUGGAUGUGCUGGUUGAAGCCAUUGUUCAGCUGGCGCCGAGGCUGAGCUGGUCGUCGGUGAUCAACCAUCUGGACUACCCGGGCUUCUUUGUCAAGGAUCAGAAGGGCUUCAGCGCGCUCGUGCUUAUGCACUCCAAAGCUACCAAGGAGCUCUUCCCCCUGCCGUCCGUAUGCAGCAAGCUGUGGGCGAACGCGGAGGGGCAGCUCUCCUUCCUCCGCCACGCGGUCUCCGCGCCCCCCGAAGUCUUCACCUUCGCGCACUCCCCCCGCCAAAUCCCCCCCAUGGACAACCUCCACGGGCACAAGCUCCCCACGGGCACCCCCAACUGCGCCUGGGUCUCCCUAGACCUUCUCGAAGCCCUCUGUAGGAUCGGCGAGACUGGGAGGAAGGCGGAGGUGGUGGAAGUGCUGGGGUACCCGAUAAAGCACUGCCCGGAGGUGCUUAUAGUGGGGCUGGCGCAGGUGAAGACGCCCGGAGGGGGGGUGAUUCAGAGGGAGGUUCUGGGGGCGUUGGUGCCUCUGUAUCUGGCGAAUAAUCCGAACUCGAGCAUUGUGCUGCAUGCGCUGUGGGGGGUGCCCGGGGGAAAGGACGUGGUGAUGCAGGCGAUGGUGGGCGUGCACGCCAGCGAUCCCACCAGCAUUGCUCGCCUGCUCGACGUGUGCCAGGAUCUCAAGGCUCUCUCGGUGGUGCUGGAGAGCACGCCCUUCUCUUUCUCCCUGGACCUCGCUUCUCUUGCCUCUCGCCGCGAGUACCUCAACCUCGAGAAGUGGCUGCAGGAGGCGCUCACUCUGCACCGCGACUCGCUCUUCAAGGCGUGUCUGCAGUUCCUGAGGGCCAAGCUGGUGCAGGACAGUCAGGACGCCAGUGCACAGCGAAUCAACCUUUCUCUGGAAACGCUCGCCAUCUUCUUCAAGGUCCUCCAAGCCAACGCGCCGCAGCUGCAGGCGCCCGAGCUGGGCGAUGAGCUUAAAGCCCUGUACGCGUCCGCGCUGCAGCUGCACCCGGCGCUGCAGACCGUGGCAGUGCCUGAGCAGGCCCCUGCAGACGUGUUUGCGAGCGACAUAGAGGAGGAGGCGAAUGCGUACUUCCAGAAGAUCUACGUGGGGCAGUUGAGCAUUGAGGAGGUGGUGGAUAUGCUGAAGCGCUUCAACGGCUCCUCCGUGCAAAGGGAGCAAGAUGUGUUUGCGUGCAUGAUUCAGAGCCUAUUUGACGAGUACCGCUUCUUCCCGCGCUACCCCGACAAGGAGCUCCGCAUCACUGCUGUCCUCUUCGGCUCCCUGGUGAAGCACCAGCUAGUGUCGUCCAUCACCCUGGGCAUAGCCCUGCGCUGUGUGCUAGACGCACUCAAGAAGCCCUCCGACUCCAAGAUGUUCUCCUUUGGCGUCACCGCGCUCGAGCAGUUCCACCAGCGCCUGCCCGAGUGGCCGCCCUACUGCACGCACAUCCUGCACAUCCCGCACCUGCAGGACGUGCACCCGCGCCUGUACGCGUUAGUUCAGGCUGCUGCAGCGGCGCCAGCGAGUAAAGGCGUGGCUGGGGAAGGUUUAUCUGGUGCAGGCGGUGCUGCUGCUGCUGCUGCUGGUGGUGGCGGUGGUGGUGCUGCUGCUGGUGGUGCUGGUGGUGGUGCUGCAGGUGCUGGUAACGUGGGAGGGAAUGGGGAGGGUGGGGUGGUGGCAGGGGCAGGGGCAGGUGGUCCCAGUGCUGUUAGUGGUGCUGCUGCCACUGGUGCGGCUGCUGGCGCUGCUGGCGGUGUUUCCACUGGUGGGGCUGGUGGGGGAGGAGGGGGUGUGGAUGGUGGAGGUGCCAUUGGUGCAGGCGACAAGGGGAAGGGUGCUUCUGGUGGUGGUGAUACUGGGGGUGUGGGGCCUCAGGAUAAGGCGGGGAAGUCAGCGGAUGGUGUGGCAGGGAAGGGAGCAGUGGAGGGGAAGGAUGGUGCUGGGGGGGUAACACAGGGGCAGGCGCAGGGACAGGCACCAGGGCAGGGGCAGGUGAAAGCAGAGCAAAAGAAGGAAGAGGCGGAAGAGAAGCAGGGAGAGCAGCAAGAUGGGGCUGUGGGAGGGAAGGCAGAGGCAGGUAGUGCAGGGCGAGCGGCUGUGCAGAGCCCUGCGAAGGAUUCCAUUCUAUUCAAGCCAUCAGGUGCCGCCUUGGCCCCAAUUGGAGGGUCAGGAGGCUCACAGAAGCUGGAGGCUCUGCGUCCGCGUGGGGGUUCAGGUGCAGGAGUGGCUACCAGAGCGCCUGCUGCUGGGUUUGGGCAUGCGCUCAACAUUGAGACGCUUAUGGCUGCAGCAGAGAAGCGAGAAAGCCCCAUCGAGAUGCCCUCAUCAGACGCACAGGACAAGGUGGCGUUUAUCAUCAACAACAUCGCAGCGGCAAAUCUGGACCAGAAGGCCAAGGAGAUCCUCGAGGUGCUCAAGGAGCCCUUCUUCCCCUGGUUCGCACAGUACCUCGUCAUGAAGAGAGCGAGCAUAGAGCCCAACUUCCACGAGCUUUACCUCAAGUUUGUCGACAAGAUGGCGGCCAAGUCGCUGCAGAAGGAAGUGGUGAAGGCGACCUACGAGAACUGCAAGGUUCUGCUGCGAUCAGAGCUCAUCCGCUCCAGCAGUGAGGAGCGCUCGCUGCUCAAGAACAUCGGCAGCUGGCUGGGCCGACUCACCAUUGGCCGGAACCAGCCGCUGCGCGCCAACCAGAUCAACCCGAAGAAUCUUAUCAUCGAGGCAUAUGAGAAGGGUCUUAUGAUUGCCAUCAUUCCAUUCACAUCCAAAAUUCUGGAACCCUGUGCGAACAGUGUGAUCUACCAGCCACCCAACCCCUGGACCGUGGGCAUCCUGGGUCUGCUGGUGGAGAUUUACAGCCUGCCCAACCUGAAGCUCAAUCUCAAGUUCGACAUUGAGGUGCUGUUUAAAAACCUGGGGAUCGAGAUGAAGGAGGUGAAGCCGUCGCAGCUGCUAGUUGGGCGGCAGAGGGAGAUGGAGGGAAAUCCGGACUUCUCAAACAAGGACCUGCUAGCUGCCCACCUAUCCGCUGCAGGAGGAGCGGGGGCAGGAGGAGCAGGGUCAGGAAGGGGUUCCCCUCAGCCUCUUGUGCGGUCAGCUGUUGCGUCCCCUGAGCCGCCUGGUCCUGCUGGUAGAGGGGCCAUGGGAGUGCCUGGUGCAGGGAAGGCGGAACAGCAGUCAUCGGUGUUGCUGCCCAACCUGGCGUCCUACAUCGUCAUCAGCCCCAAGCUCGCUCCAGUGGCACAACAGCUGCAGCUCGCAAGGAUCGUGCCUGCGUGCAUGGACCGGGCGGUGAGGGAGAUUGUGUCGCCAGUGGUGGAGAGGAGCUGCAGCAUUGCGUGCAUGACCACACGCGAGCUGGUGCUCAAGGACUUUGCAAUGGAGGCGGACGACAGCCGCACACAGAAGGCAGCUAACCUCAUGGUGGCAAGCCUCGCGGGCAGUCUGGCGCUCGUCACGUGCAAGGAGCCUCUGCGUGUGGCAAUGGCGAACCACCUGAGGACGCUGCUCCAGGCGGCACUGGCAGGGGCGGAGCUGGAGCAGGUGGCUCAGCUGCUGGUCAGCGACAACCUCGACCUGGGGUGUGCCGUCAUUGAGAAGGCCGCCAGUGAGAAGGCUGUGCGCGAUUUAGAAGAGGUACUGGGGCCAGCACUAGCCAUGCGGCGCAAGCAGCGGGAGGCACUGGGAGCUGCCUACUAUGAUGCAUCCAUCUACUCCCAGGGCAGCCUUGCCCGCAUCCCAGAGGCCCUCAGGCCCAAACCCGGGCGGCUCACGCUGGUCCAGCAGAGAAUCUAUGAGGAUUUCGCGCAUCUGCCCUGGCAGGGGCAGGUGCCUCAGGCGGGAGCGGCGGCUGCUGCUGCUGCUGCUGUGCUGGGCGGGGCUGGAGGGGCGGGGCAGGGCGGGCAGCAGAUGGGGCAGGGCGGGCAGGGGCAGAUGGUGCUUGGGCAGGGGCAAGGACAGGGGCCGCAGCAGGUGGGGCAGCAGGGGCAGCAACAGGUGGGUGGAGUGGUUGGUGGUGGUGCUGCUGGUGGGGGCAUGGGAGGGAUGAUUUCGGGGCUGCCUGGAUCGUCCAUGUCUCCUGUCCCUGGUAUCCCUGGCGCUGCUUCUGGCGCUGCUAGCGCGGUGGCAGGCCCCCCUGGGUUGGCCAAAAUCCCGAUGGUUGCGGAGGGUCCUCCUGGCGUAUGCUGGGAGCCCUGCUCCUCCCAUGGACCUCCCAGGCCUCAACCAGCAGGUGGAUUCAUCAGCGUUGCCACAGCGCAGGCGGUGGCGCUGUUUGAUGACUGGGUGCGGGUGAGCAAGGCAGCAGCAGUCAGCAAGCAAACUCAAAAUCUCCUUCCUCCACCGUUCUUCCCUCAUCUCUCCCCUUUCCCACACCCCCCUCAGGCGCAGGCAGUGGCGCAGGCAGUGGCGUUGUUUGACGACUGGGUGCGGGUGAGCGAGGCGGCGGGCAGCAACGACAAGGCAGUGGUGGUGUUUCUCUCGCAGCUGCAGCACUCCUCGCUGCUCGCCUCAGAGGACGCCGCUGAGAGGCUCUUCCGCACGCUCACAGACAUGGUCGUCGCGCACUGCCUCGCCUCCUCCCAGCCUCUCAACCCGCCCCCGCCUGCCGCCCCUGGGAGCGGCCAGGUGCCGCCGGCCCGAGGGCUGAAUUUCACGGCUGUCGACAUGUUCAGCCGCCUCGUGGUUCUGCUUAUCAAGUACUACGUGGAUUUGGGAGGCAAUGCGAAUCUGAGCAAGGUGAAUCUGCUGAACAAGGUGCUGUCGGGCGUGGUGAGAGUCAUCCACCGCCAGGCCGACGAGCGCCGCCUCACCAACCCUCGCCCCUUCUUCCGCCUCCUCGCCAACCUUCUGAUCGACUUGAACGCGCCGGAUCCCAACUUUGAUGCCGCCAGUCACCAGGUGCUCACCACCCUGGCGGCCACCUUCCAUGCACUGCAGCCUCUUCGAGUGCCCUCGUUCAGCUUCGCAUGGUUGGAGCUCAUCUCCCAUCGUUCCUUCAUGCCCAAGCUGCUGCUCUUCCCCGGGCAGAAGGGGUGGCCCUGGUUCCAGCGCCUGCUGCUCUCACUCUUUAAAUUCAUGGAGCCGUACCUCAGGGAUGCAGAGCUCAGCGACCCGAUCCGCUUGAUGUACAAGGGAGCUAUCCGCGUGCUGCUGGUGCUGCUGCAUGAUUUCCCCGAGUUCCUCUGCGACUACCACUUCAGCUUCUGUGACAUCAUCCCCCCCACGUGCAUUCAAAUGCGCAACCUGGUGCUAUCCGCCUUCCCGCGCAACAUGCGUCUCCCCGACCCCUUCACACCCAACCUCAAGGUCGACCUGCUUCCGGAGAUCAGCCAGCCUCCUCGCAUAUUGUCAGACGUGGAAGCUACUCUGAGGGCAAAGGGGCUUAAAGCUGAAGUUGAUGAGUACCUGCAGACGCGCCAGCCGCCCUCCUUCCUCUCCGCCAGCCUCAAGCAGCGCCUGCUGCUGCCGCCCGCUGAAGCUGUGCAGAGCGGCACCAAGUACAACGUGCCUCUGCUCAACAGCCUCGUGCUUUAUGUCGGUAUGCAGGCGAUUCAGCAGCUUCAAAGCAAGGCCACACCGCAGCAGCUGGCAGUGCCAACGGCCCCCAUCACCCACAGCGCCCCCAUGGACGUGUUCCAGCGGCUGCUGUCCCACCUGGACUCGGAGGGGCGGUACCUGUUUCUGAACGCGGUGGCGAACCAGCUGCGGUACCCCAACAACCACACGCACUACUUCUCCUGCGUGCUGCUCUACCUCUUUGCCGAGGCCAACCAGGAGAUCGUCCAGGAGCAGAUCACACGCGUGCUGUUGGAGAGACUGAUUGUCAACCGGCCACACCCGUGGGGUCUCCUCAUCACCUUCAUCGAACUCAUCAAGAACCCGAGGUACAACUUCUGGAGCCACGGUUUCACGCGGUGUGCACCGGAGAUCAAGAAGCUCUUUGAGUCAGUGGCGCGGUCGUGCAUGGGCCCGCCGCCCAAGAUGGACGAGGACGUGCAUGCUGCUGUUUCGCAGCAGGCCUGA